Molecule: messenger RNA, 1035 nt
Organism: Toxorhynchites rutilus septentrionalis
Lineage: Eukaryota; Metazoa; Arthropoda; Insecta; Diptera; Culicidae
Product: protein fem-1 homolog CG6966-like
Exons: 2
Coding region: 1-1035 (344 amino acids)
Molecular function (GO): protein binding
Source: RefSeq, a predicted model, not a curated record
AUGAGCGUCCACAUUGAAGAAUUUAUGUCCUACACAUCGGCCACUCUGUUUGUAGGGAUUAUCUCGCCUACAGAGCAUCUAUCAGAAGAGCUCCGGGAAAUCGUUCAAUCGUUACCCAGAAGCAUCCGCAAGAAAGUUGUGGAAACAACAAUGGCCGGUUCUACGUCCCUAGUCAAGGCGUGUGUAAUUGGAAACCUCAAAAUCAUCGAAUAUCUUGUGAAGGUUUGUGGCGCUGACAUAGAACAGAAAAGCACCUGCCCGCGCCGGUGCAAGUUCAAUCCAAACAGCUAUACCCCUUUGGGUUGGGCUUGUAGAUACGGGAACUUUCACGUCCUCGAAUGUCUCAUCCAGCUGGGUGCGGAUAUAAACGGUGUGUCCGAUUGUGGUUCAACUCCGCUGUUAAUUGCAUGUCAGCGAAGGAAUGUUGAAAUUGUUAAAUAUUUGGUGCUGAAAGGUGCAGACGUUAGGAAGGCCAAAAAUGACGGUGAAACUUGUUUCUUUGCUUGGUUAAAAUCUUGUUCGUUUGAGCCCAACAAUCAAGAAGUGGAAAUAAUUCAACUGCUGUUGAAGCACGGAGCUGACCCGCUAGUAUCCUAUAAGGGAGAUGAUUCUCUCCGGUUUUUGUGCCGCAACGGCAACUACAAAAUAGCACUCUGCCUCAUGAACUUUUUCGAUUACUCGCCAGAAAGAAAGGCAGACACUUACGAGCUGAUGGGUGCUAUAAUAUAUUUUAGACACUACAAACGUUUGUUAGCAAUUCAAUGCUGGCGAAAGGCUCUAGACAUACGAAUGAACGCUGGAAAUUACAUUGCAAAGCGACCUGAGAAUCCACCUCAAUCCAUCUAUGGGGAUGCGCGGGAGUUUACAACCAUUAUCGAGCUGGAGGCAAUAACCUACGAUCUUGAUGCGAUAGGUAUCCAGAGUUUGAUGAUCUGCGAAAGGAUAUUAGGGAUUGACGACAACGACACGUUAUCGCACAUGACUCGCUUUGGUUUUUUCUACCAGAAAACCCAUCGUAUAGAUCAAAAAUUAUAG